GAGUAACUGCUUUUUGAUGUACUAGUACUGAGAGUCUGCCUUCUCUGGCAAGAACAGUGGAAGCUCUUCAGUAAGCUAAUUUUGUUCUGUGUAUGUGUGCUGUAGCCUCUACUAGGCUUCAAAAGCGACUGGAAAGAAUAGAAUUUGACAUAACAUGCCAAAGGAGUUGGUCUGCUAGCUAUAGUACAGUUUUCUGGUGCGGCAUACUUUGCUCUCUUGCGGACCAACUCCCCAGGCAUGUUAUAUCUCUAUUUGGCCAAAUUCUACUCUUUCCAGCCGCCUCCCGAAGCCUGGUAGGGGCUAUAUGUGUUUGACCAUUUCUUGUCUUUCAGUCUAAUCGUCAGUUAUUAGUCCGGGAACACUUUAGAGAAGAAGAAGAAGACCGAAGAUGAUUUCGGGACUUCUUGCCGGGUGUCUGGUGUUGGUGCUGGUCGCCAUCUUGGUGCAGGCCGUCAGCAGGAAACGAUCCCCAGACGAGCCGCCGCUUGAGGCCGGGCCGGUGCCGUAUCUGGGCGUGGCGCUGCAGUUCGCCGCCGACAGCCUCAAGUUCAUCCGGUCGCGUCAGGAGAAGUACGGGGACGUCUUCACGGUCAAACUCGCGGGCAAGUUCACCACGUUCGUGCUAGACCCGCACUCCUACAGCGACGUCAUGCGGCAGCACAAAAUUCUUGACUUUAAAACGGUUGGGAUGGACAUAGUAGAGCGCGGUUUCGGCACCACACAUUUCGAGCGGACCGGAAGAGCGCAUAUAUUGCACACGGCUGAUGCCUACUUCCCGGUACAUCUACAGGGCAGCGCCCUGGACCCGCUCACGAACUGCAUGAUGGGACACCUGCAGACGGCCAUGUUGGCUGACAUGGGUCCUGAAACAGCCUGGAAGAAAGACGGCCUGUGGUCUUUCGUCCGCCGGAUCAUCUCCGAGGCGUCCUUCCUCACCAUCUUCGGGCGCCACAAGACGCAGCCGGUGGAGCAGGAGCGCGCGCGGUUCAUGGUCGCCAUGGAGACGUUCUGGGAGUACGACAGGAAGUUCCCUCAGGUCGUGGCGGGAAUACCGUGGUGCAUGCUGGGAAAGGCCAAGGGGCAGCUGGACUUCCUUCUGACGUUCAUGCACAAGGACCAGCUGUCCCAGCGACACGUGCUGCAGCUGAUAGAACAGCGUGACGAGGUGUUCUGUGGAGGCGGGCUGAGCGGCAGGGAGCUGGCAGGCGCGCACUUCUCAACUAUGUGGGCCUCUCUGAGUAACACCCUGCCCACGGCGUUCUGGACUCUCUUCCACCUUCUGCAGGAUCCCGUCGCCAUGGCAGCGGUCAGGAAGGAGGUGGAGACGCUGUUGAAGGAGACGGGGCAGACCGUGUCUGGAUUCCGGGAUGGAGGGGAGAAAAUCGACUUCACCAGGCAACAGCUAGCCGACAUGGCUUGUCUCGGAAGUGUAGUGAACGAAGCCCUGCGCGUGAGCAGUGUGUCCAUCGUCCUCCGCCAGGCGCUGGAGGAAACCACCAUAGCCCUCAACUCCGGCAGUACCUUCAAGAUCCGCAAGGGGGACAGGGUGGCGCUGUUCCCACAGAUCGUUCACAUGGACCCGGAAGUGUACGAAGAUCCGGAGACUUUCAAGUACGACCGCUAUCUUGAGAACGGGAAGGAAAAGACCACCUUCUACAAGAACGGCAAGAAGCUCCGUCACUACCUCGUACCUUUCGGCAUAGGAACUUCCCGAUGCCCAGGCCGCUUCUUCGCCGUGAACGAGAUCAAACAGUUCGUGUCUCUGAUCGUCUGCUACUUCGACAUGGAGUUGGUGGACAGGGAAACCCCUCCGCUGGACCAAUCACGCACCGGGCUCGGUAUCCUUCCGCCCAGCACCGACCCCGUCUUCCGCUACAGGAUCAAGUAGCGGUUUUGCUACUUCUCGAUUCAAAUUGCAACAACAGCGGUUACAACAAAUUGCAACAACAACGGUUACAACAAAUUGCAACAACAGCGGUUACAACAAAUUGCAACAACAACGGUUACAACAAAUUGCAACAACAACGGUUACAACAAAUUGCAACAACAACUGUUACAACAAAUUGCAACAACAGCGGUU
Branchiostoma belcheri (Belcher's lancelet) is the source of this 2080-nucleotide messenger RNA. RefSeq names its product cholesterol 7-alpha-monooxygenase-like. The record is from RefSeq and is a predicted model, not a curated record. Lineage: Eukaryota; Metazoa; Chordata; Leptocardii; Amphioxiformes; Branchiostomatidae. Gene Ontology annotation, biological process: bile acid biosynthetic process; cholesterol homeostasis. The coding region runs from base 389 to 1888 and encodes 499 amino acids. Gene Ontology annotation, molecular function: steroid hydroxylase activity; oxidoreductase activity, acting on paired donors, with incorporation or reduction of molecular oxygen; heme binding. The transcript has 11 exons.